Messenger RNA from Blastomyces dermatitidis ER-3, 2358 nucleotides. Its product is annotated as vacuolar import and degradation protein 27. Gene Ontology annotation, cellular component: nucleus; cytoplasm. The record is from RefSeq and is a predicted model, not a curated record. Bases 1 to 2358 code for a protein of 785 amino acids. The transcript has 3 exons. Lineage: Eukaryota; Fungi; Ascomycota; Eurotiomycetes; Onygenales; Ajellomycetaceae.
AUGUUUAUGCUUCGCAAUGUGAGCAAAUUUGUCUUUGGUGACACUACCAAGGAAUCCAUAAUUGAGAUACCCCAAGGCCAGCUGUAUAUUGUCCGACCGCAAUCGCCAAAGGGCUACUCAGAGCUUAUAUUUCGCGACGCUGCGGCUAGUAUCCGUCGCACCGGCCAGAAGUUCCAGUACCAGCUAGUGAUCCAGCGCGCCUACGAGGAAGGAGAGGAAGAACUUGUGGGCGACGAAGACGAGGAAGACGCAGAGGGGCUGGGUGGGGAUAAAGACGAGAAGACUUUUUUGCUAGACGAGGCUCUCCGUUUCCGAUCUGCAGUGCGCGAGGGAGGAGAGAAAGUUCUGGCCUGGCGCGACCUUAGCGGUGACCCGGGCGAUCUCUUCGAAUUCGUUUGCGACAGCUCAAUCACCCCGGACAGAGUUUCGACGUUUUGUCUAGCCGCUGUUGAGUGCCAGUACGAGCGAAAAUACCGGAAGAGCUCACAGAAGACGUCAGAUCUUCAGGAGUUUUACUUCGACGACGAAAGCCCCAUUCCCGACGCCAGUCCAGUCGCAAGCCCUACCUUAUCUCGAACGCCGACGACGAAACAAUCCACCGCAGCUAUGGCGCGAGAAGUAGCUGUGCCAAACGAGACACCAUCUGAACCCACGCAAGCGCCCCCUGCUGCUGCCCAUCCAGAAGCCACUGAGAUCCUGGCGAAAGAAAAUGCAGAGCUUCAUCUUUUUGAUUUUAACAGUGGUACAUUCGUUUUACAGGACCCCUCUGUCGUCGCCACAGUCUCGGAAAUUGGAAAAUGGCAGUAUUGGCUUCAGAUAAGUGGACAGGACCGUGAUUGGUUAGGGCAGGCGGUAGUGGCAGAUAUAAAUCCCGUGUUCAAUUUCGAAUAUCUCUCCUUUAUCUUCAAUCACUACACAGAGGAUGGGUCGGCAUAUUCGUGGCUCCUACGUUUCAAAAAUCAGGCAGUCGAGGAAAGAUUCCAGGAGGGUCUGAUGCAAGCGUUGUGGGAGCAGUUGAAUGAAGUUAAAUGGGCGAAAUCAGAAGAAAAUGAUAGAGAGUAUGUACUUGAGGCUUUCAACGAUCUCACUAUGGAAGACGUACCCGAAGAGACAGAAGAGGAGGACGAGGAAGAGGUCCUUGAGGAGGAAGAAGACGUUGGCCAACGCAGCGAAUAUUACGAUACGGACGAGGAGGACGACGACGUUCUUACCCGGGAUCAAGACGGAAACGUCAACUCCCAGCUAGCUGUGGGGUAUAAACACGAUCGAUCGUAUGUUGUUCGGGGAUCCAAAAUUGGCGUCUUCAAGCAUACGCCAAACAAUAAUCUGGAGUUUUCUACAAACAUCUCCAAGGUCGAAACGCCAGGUGGAAAGCUCUUCAGCCCCAAGAAAGUCAUGCUUCAUUGCGAGGAUUCAAACAUGAUUUUGCAGAAUGAACAGGAUCCUCAUUCCUUGUACAGAAUGGAUCUUGAGUACGGGAAAGUUGUUGAUGAAUGGAAAGUUCACGAUGACAUUCCCGUAACUUCAUUUGCGCCUGAAAGCAAAUUCGCCCAAAUGACCUCCAACCAGCAAUUCGUUGGUAUUUCUCGCAAUGCCCUAUUCCGCAUCGACCCUCGCCUCUCAGGAAACAAACUAGUGCAAAAGGACCUCAAAGAAUAUGUCAAAAAUAACGACUUCUCUGCCGCUGCGACCACAGAGCAGGGCUAUGUCGCAGUCGCCUCCAAUAAAGGUGACAUCCGCAUGUUCGAUAAGUUUGGCGUGCGGGCGAAGACGCACAUCCCUGCUCUUGGUGAACCAAUAAUCGGUCUAGAUGUUUCCGCCGACGGCCGCUGGGUCCUAGCUACAUGCCGCACAUACCUCCUUUUGGUCGAUUCUCUUCAAAAGGAUGGCAAAAAUGAGGGCAAACUCGGCUUCGAGAAAUCAUUUGCAAAGGACUCCAAGCCCCAACCACGCCGACUAGGCCUGCAGCCGAACCACGUCGCUCAGUUCCAACACGAGACCGGCACUCGCAUCUCCUUCACGCCCGCCCGCUUCAAUACCGGCCGCGACUCCUCAGAGACGUCAAUCAUUACAGCCACGGGGCCGUUCAUCGUCACGUGGAAUAUGAAGAAGGUGCUUCAGGGCCGCAAGGACCCCUACACGAUUAAGAGAUAUGCAGAGGAAGUGAAGGCGGAUAACUUCAAGUAUGGCAGUGAUAAGAAUGUUAUUGUUGCGCUGCCGAAUGAGGUCAAUAUGGUUGCGAAGCAGACGUUUAGGAGGCCGACGAGAGAGAGUAUUGCGGGUCCUGUCCGACAUAGCACUGGGCGGAGAAGUAGUGCGCGCCUUGGGAGGAAUGAGGUAGUAAAUAGUCCUUAUUAA